This is a messenger RNA of Magnolia sinica, 737 nucleotides long. RefSeq lists its product as uncharacterized. Lineage: Eukaryota; Viridiplantae; Streptophyta; Magnoliopsida; Magnoliales; Magnoliaceae. The record is from RefSeq and is a predicted model, not a curated record. The coding region runs from base 80 to 631 and encodes 183 amino acids. The transcript is spliced from 3 exons.
GAGACAUAUAUGCAAAAUCUGCCCAAUAUACCCCUCCACGACCGCAUCCAUUCACCAACACAAGCCCAUUAACCAGACCAUGGCCAUGGCCUCUUCUCAACAAACCUUCCUCACCAACACUCUCUCUCCCAUCUACAGACACAAGAAGAAGCCCCUCACCUCAUUGGUAGUCUUAUGUGGGCCCACCAAAGAGAAAGAUGAUGGCCCAUCUGGUGCAAAAGAGAUGCAAUUGGCGAAAUUGGCCAUCGUUACACUCGCGGCCGGUGUGCUGACGUUGGGUUCGGUGCAUGAAGCAUCGGCGGCGAAGACGGGUGGUAGAGUCGGCGGUCAGGCGUUCCGAUCGGCAGCCCCUAAAGCAUCACCCCCUAGGAUCAACAAUUCGAGGACGAAUGUUUACAUCAAUCCACCGGUGGCCCCACCUCUUGUCGGUGGGUACGGAUAUGGAUUCGGGGUGCCAUUCUACGGCGGAUGGGGUUGGUCGCCUUUCUCAUUCUUUGCGCCGGGACCCAGUGUGGCCGUAGGCAUCGGAGGAGGAUUCGACAUUUUUGUGCUACUUAUUGUGUUUGGUGUGGUCACAUCCAUAAUUAGAAGAAUUAGGGGCCCAAGAGAUGACGAUGAGGACAACUUCUAAUCAAUGACUGUUAAUCAACAGGUUUUUGAUACUAUGUAAACUUGCAUUAGCCACUUGUAUUUGUAAUUUCAAUGUAUAGAUGAUACUGCAGUUAUGAAAUUUUAUA